Molecule: messenger RNA, 1124 nt
Organism: Budorcas taxicolor (takin)
Lineage: Eukaryota; Metazoa; Chordata; Mammalia; Artiodactyla; Bovidae
Gene: SLC35F2
Product: solute carrier family 35 member F2
Exons: 8
Coding region: 12-1124 (370 amino acids)
Biological process (GO): transmembrane transport
Cellular component (GO): membrane
Molecular function (GO): transmembrane transporter activity
Source: RefSeq, a predicted model, not a curated record
GCGGGGCUCCGAUGGAGGCCGCCUCGCCGGCGGGACCUAGCGGCCGGCAGCCGCACGCGCCGGGCUCGGCCAGCCUGCUGUUCUGGAUCAAGGGCAAACUCUUCACCUGGAAUAUUUUGAAAACAAUUGCCUUAGGUCAGAUGUUAUCCUUGUGUAUAUGUGGGACAGCCAUCACCAGCCAGUAUUUGGCAGAAAGAUAUAAAGUGAAUACUCCCAUGCUACAGAGCUUUAUCAACUACUGCUUGCUGUUUCUAAUUUAUACAGUGAUGCUGGCAUUUCAAUCAGGUAGUGAUAAUCUUUUGUACAUCUUGAAAAAGAAAUGGUGGAAGUACAUCCUGCUUGGACUAGCAGAUGUAGAGGCUAAUUACCUGAUUGUCAGAGCAUACCAGUACACAACUCUAACCAGUGUCCAGCUUUUGGAUUGCUUUGGGAUUCCUGUGUUGAUGGCUCUUUCGUGGUUUAUUCUUUAUGCAAGAUACAGAGUGAUCCACUUCAUUGCUGUGGCUGUCUGUCUUUUGGGUGUAGGAACUAUGGUUGGUGCAGACAUAUUAGCAGGGAGGGAAGAAAAUACAGGUAAUAAUGUACUGAUUGGUGACAUCUUGGUUCUUCUUGGAGCUUCCCUCUAUGCUGUUUCUAACGUGUGUGAAGAAUACAUCGUGAAGAAGCUGAGCAGACGGGAGUUUUUAGGAAUGGUGGGCUUAUUUGGAACAAUUAUCAGUGGCAUACAGCUAUUGAUUGUGGAAUAUAAGGAUAUUGCCAGCAUUCACUGGGACUGGAAAAUUGCCCUGCUAUUUGUAGCAUUUGCCCUCUGUAUGUUUUGCCUGUAUAGCUUCAUGCCACUGGUGAUGAAAGUCACCAGUGCUACUUCUGUCAACCUGGGCAUCCUGACAGCUGACCUCUACAGUCUUUUCUUUGGACUCUUUCUGUUUGGCUAUAAGUUUUCAGGACUCUACAUCCUGUCCUUCACCGUCAUCAUGAUAGGGUUCAUCCUGUACUGCUCCACCCCGACACGCACAGCAGAGCCAGCUGAAAGCAGUGUACCACCAGUCACCAGCAUUGGAAUUGACAACCUGGGAUUGAAGCUUGAGGAGAACCUGCAGGAGACCCACUCUGCAGUCUUGUAG